Trichophyton benhamiae CBS 112371 is the source of this 1587-nucleotide messenger RNA. Its product is annotated as cytochrome P450 oxidoreductase, putative. The transcript is spliced from 3 exons. Gene Ontology annotation, molecular function: iron ion binding; heme binding; oxidoreductase activity, acting on paired donors, with incorporation or reduction of molecular oxygen. Lineage: Eukaryota; Fungi; Ascomycota; Eurotiomycetes; Onygenales; Arthrodermataceae. The record is from RefSeq and is a predicted model, not a curated record. The coding region runs from base 1 to 1587 and encodes 528 amino acids.
AUGGCCACUUUACUUGGGCUUGGUUUGUCCGUAGCCUUGACGUUUCUUCUAGUCUCCUAUUUCCCCAAGUAUUCCAUUUCUGGGUCCUUUGCAUGGACGUUGCCAGUUCUCUUCACGGCUUACCUUGCCCUCCGAGCAGUGUAUCUUGUCAUUUUAUACCCUAUCUUCUUCACACCAUAUAAACACCUGCCCGUCCCACCGGCAUCUUCCCAAGGUACUCCAAGUGCAAAAUGGACCAGAGAAGUACCAAAUGACGGGAUCAUUCGCUAUUACUUUAUGUUGAACCGAGAGCGACUGCUAGUCACAUCAACAAAGGCCCUGGCAGAUGUACUGGUCAAUCGGGCUUAUGACUUUGCAAAGACCCGCGCAUUGGUUGCAUCUAUAGGCUGGGUUACCGGUACUGGUGUCAUCCUUGCGGAAGGAGAUGUGCACAGGGUCCAACGGAAGAACUUGAACCCUGCAUUCUCGUUCCGCCAUAUCAAGGAGCUCUACCCUAUUUUCUGGCAGAAAUCGGUAGAGAUGGCCGAAAGGAUAGCCGAGGACAUAGCUCCCCUACCUACAGAUGAAAAGAUCAUUUCAUUUGCUGACUAUACUGGAAGGGCAACCUUGGAGAUAAUUGGACUGGCUGGCAUGGGCUAUGAUCUCGAGUCAGUAAAUGAGCUCCGAGAAGAGUACCGAAAGAUGUUCACUACUCCAGGUCCUUUUACUAGAAUCAUUCGGAAUUUCGUCUUCUUGACAUGGCCGGAAUUGUUCUUCUACUUACCACUGCCAUAUGUAAGGACAAUCACUGCUGCGUCUCAAAAGAUCCGCGAAAUUUCUCGGUUGCUUGUUCAGCGGAAGCGAUAUGAACUCUCUUCCAAGAAGAUUGAUGACUCAAGUGGUGAUAUUAUAUCCGUCGCUCUUGAAAGCGGCAACUUCACGGAAGAAGGUCUAGUUGAUCAGAUCAUGACCUUCCUGGCUGCGGGCCACGAGACAACUUCCAUAGCUCUGCAAUAUGGCACGCGCAUACUAUGCACCCAUCCAGAGGUCCAAAGUCGAUUGCGUGAAGAGGUUAGGGCUAAAAUUCCGUCACCGGGGCAAAAUAAGGAUGCAAAUGGAUUACGACAUAUCUCAUCCACCCUUCUGGACACAUUACCUUACCUCAACGCAUUUUGCAAUGAGCUUUUUCGUUUCUACCCACCAGUUACCAUUACUACUCGCCAGGCAAUUCGCGAUACCGUCAUUGCCGGCCAGCCUAUCAAAAAAGGAACAAAUAUUGUCAUUGCACCUAGAGCAACGAACCGAAAUCCCGAAUUCUGGGGAGAAGAUGCAGAUGUCUUCAACCCAGACCGUUGGCUGGCUCCCGGCUGUGCAAACACCGGUGGUGCUGAGUCAAACUAUGCCUUCCUUACUUUUAUACAUGGGCCUCGAAGCUGUAUUGGGAACACUUUUGCGAAGGGUGAGUUAAUGUGUUUGGUCGCUGUACUUGCAGGAAGGUUUGAGAUGGAACUUGAAGAUCCGGAUAAAGAACUGGAGAUCACACCUGGUAUAACUAACCGGCCAGCAGAUGGAGUAAGGGCUAGGUUAAAGGUCUUGGAAGGUUGGUAG